AUCAGCCGCAGAUCUGUCACUGCUUGUGCGGCUCCGUCCGGUGGAAGCGUUCUACCGGAACCCAAGAGAGACGUUCCGUAACCAACCGCGCCGCACCGUCUGCUUGGUGGCCGCCGGAGCGGUGCGGGGCUGAAGAAGAGGGCCGGUGUCGUCACCAUGGAUACGGGUGACGAGAAGAACCAGCCGCAGGAGGCAUCGGCCAAUGACAGCGCUUCAUCUGGAACGAGUGCCCGCUCCUCUGCCAUGAACUCCAUGUCUUUGUACGAAAGGCAGGCUGUGCAGGCCCUGCAGGCGCUCCAGAGGCAGCCGCACGCCGCUCAGUACUUCCAGCAGCUCAUGCUGCAGCAGCACAUCAACAAGGCGCAGCUGCAGAACCUGGCGGCCGUGCAGCAGGUCCAGGCCAGUCUGGCGGCAGGUUGUCAGCCCAGCCAAUCCGGCGGUAGCCCUUCUCAGACUGCCAUCACUUCAGCAGCCAGUGUGACGUCUAGCUCCGCCUCCACAGCAAGCAACCGCCCUGUUGGCGUCUCGGCGACGACCACCAUUAGCCAGUCGGUGCUGCUGGGCGGAGGCGCUGGGGGGCGGGGACAAAUGUACCUCAGGGUCAACCGUUCGCUGAGAGCGCCCAUCUCCCCGCAGCUCAUCUUCAUGCGUGGUAACACGGCGACCGCUGCCGUGGCAACCCUCCCUCAGCUUCCUCAGCCUCGGAAACCAGAAAUAGCGGCCACAUCGUCCUCCGGCUGCCAAACUGAUAGCGAUCAGGUGCAGAACCUGACUGUGCGGAACGUGUCCGGUCCAAAAGGUGUCAAAACUGAGAGGAGUGAUGCUGCUGCCUACUCGCUCGUCCACUCCACCCCACAGUCUCCCAACAAGGCCAGUCAGCCUCAGCCGCCCCCCAUCAAGAUCCCAACAUACCCUCAGCCCGCCAACAUCAAAGCACCCCCUCCCCUGUCCUCCACUAGCGGCGCGUCUUCCUCCGUCCCUCUUACGCAGCUUCUGCUUCACAGUACUCAAACUACCGCUCCCGCCGUGACACACGCUCUGGUCCUAACAUCCACCGGGACAUCGCAGGCCCACGCGUUCCCGGUCGGCACGGCGACAAUCAAGCCGGCAGUCGGUGCUCAGACGUUGGUAGUGCAGCCUCUGCAGAAGAGCUCACUGGGUGGGGACAAAUUGGGUCAUGGCAACAAUCCUGUCCCCAUCCAGCCUAAAACCCUGCAGGGUCUGCGCCUGCCCCUGCAGCUACCUUCGAGGAACCCACCUCCCAUCAUGCCUGCUCCGACGCCAGCCAGCAGCUCCGCCAUGACGCCGCAUAUCCCCGUUCAGAUUGUUGGCGCCAGGCAGAGCACGCUGGGAAGCAGCCAGGCGUUAGCCUUAGCCAGGGGUGGUUGCAGCCAGGAAGGGGCCGCCAUCCUCACCAGCUCGUCCAGCCUGCUCACCAUGGUAGCGUCCAUUGCCUCAAGAGAGAGCGGGGUCAUGGGUGGAGGGGUGGGCGUAAAGGCGCUGUCCCAAGAGCCCCACCCAUCAUCCCUGACCUCUAAGGUUCAUGCCAAUCAGAGUGAAAAUGGACCCCUCACUGUAAGAGCCGCCUCCUCUCAGUCUGCAACAGUCUCCUCCCCCACCUCCUUGCUGGCUAGCGCCCCCCUCCCCUUGGCGGCCAAUGGCGACUUAGUGGGCUGUCGGACGGCGCAGGUAAAAGAAGCGACCAGCAUGCUUAAACGCAAGUUGGAUGAAGAUGGCCCCUCUCGUCCACAGUUGCUGCCCGUUAAAAAUUGUUCCUCAAUGCUCACCAGCGUUUCCAUGGAAACAGGCUCAGCCCCUCCCCCAGCCUACCCAACCCUGCCAGUGUCUCGCAGUGGCUGCGCUCGUAGAGAGAAGGCUCCUCCCCCUCAAGCCGUGAUCAAACCGCACGUCCUCACGCACCUCAUUGAGGGCUUCGUCAUCCAGGAAGGGCCGGAGCCUUUCCCCGUGUGUGGAACAAUAAAAGACUCAGCCGGGGAAGAUCAAUCUGUUACUACGACAGCAGUGCUGGAAUGUGAGUACUGUAAGAAGUUUGCACCCGCCAGCCAGUUCCGAGGCACUAAAAGGUUUUGCUCCAUGUUGUGUGCAAAAAGGUACAACGUCAGUUUCAGGCAGCCAUUGAGCGUGCGGCACACUCGGGAAUGCCGCCAGCCUCCCCGUCAAGAUCAGCUGUCCCACUCAGACGAGGACGCAGGGGUAGCCAGGAGGAGGGUUCCUCGCAGGACCAGCUCAGAGAUAGCCAGCGCCAAGAUAGCGGGAAGACCCCUUCCUGUCACGCGCCACUCCGAGUCCAGCCACUCUGACACAGAGUCCAGCGGCGAGGAGGAAGAGGACAACCCCAUGUCUCUCUCGCCUGCCUCUUUAGCUUCCUGCCAUGCCAAGGAGACUCCCAGCCUCAGCUCCCAAUCUUCAAGCCCCGCCCACUGGAGUGUUGACCAAGUGUCGCAGUACAUUUCCUCCUUACAAGGCUGCGAGGAGCUGGCCUUGCACUUCCUGUCGCAGGAGAUUGACGGACAGGCCCUGCUGCUGCUAAAGGAGGAACAUCUCAUGUCCACCAUGAACAUCAAGCUGGGCCCCGCCCUCAAAAUCUGCGCUCACAUCAACAACCUGAGGGACUAAGGCGGGUCAAAGUGGAGGUACUGAACUUGUCCUGUUCCAGUAUUUUUUCGAACUUCUAAAAGAGAAAUUUGGUUUGGGUUUUUGUCUUUCCUUCACGUUUGAGUCCAAUUCAUCAUGUGACAAAAGUUGGACCGAACCAAGGAAGACAAGGAUAGUUUUACUCUUCAGUCUUAAGUGGUUUAUUUGGACAGGACCACAUCCUCGGUAUUGACUCUUUUCCUUCAAUUUAAACUGAGAACAUCAAGGUUCUCGCACAUUUUUGGACCUCACCUCCAAAAGAAAUAUUUUUUACCACCAGGUUCAUCCAGAUCUGGAUUUGAUCACAUCAGACUAAACAAGCACUUGGACUUGCAGCGUGUCCCCAAAUCUACUCUAAUGUUCUGUGUAAUGUGUGUGUGUGUGUACCGCUAUUUAAAUUUGUGUAUGUUCGUCGUGUGGACCUUGACGACUGUCUGGAUCGUCCCUUAUAAGGGUUUUGUCACAUAGCAACACUUGUUAGCUUGAUAGGUAGCGCUCUUCAUCAUUAUUGGUAACUUCUAGAAGGUUCUUGAGUCAUUGUCAGAUGUUUGACACUGUGAUGAAGCACAAACUGACUUAUUUAUAAACUCCAAAGCACUUAGCUGUGUAAGAACAACGAAAAGCCUGCAAUGACACUCAACGUGUUCAGAAUGUUAGCUCAAGCAAAUAAAACAUGGAGGAUUUGAUCAAAAUGAA
Molecule: messenger RNA, 3351 nt
Organism: Nerophis lumbriciformis (worm pipefish)
Lineage: Eukaryota; Metazoa; Chordata; Actinopteri; Syngnathiformes; Syngnathidae
Product: polyhomeotic-like protein 1
Biological process (GO): negative regulation of DNA-templated transcription
Cellular component (GO): nucleus; PRC1 complex
Molecular function (GO): histone binding; chromatin binding; zinc ion binding
Source: RefSeq, a predicted model, not a curated record